GAGAGAGAGGGGGGGAGAGUCGGCGUUCCGGAGCAGAGCCGAAAUCGAAAUCGAAGAAGAAGAAGAAGCAGCUGCCAUGAAGGGCUUCGGAAGAUUGGUGAGGCGAGGACUCGUCCAUAGAAGAUCGAACCAGUUCCUGGAAGGAGGGGCUCGACGCACUUCUCGUCGCCCCCUAUUCGCAUGCUCAACGGCGACGAGUAGGAGGCCAUAUUCGAUCUUUCAGAGCCACGAUGCAUCGUCUGGUUUCACGACGUUGAAAUCUACCAGUAUUUCUUCAUUGCAAUCCGCAAAACUGGACCAUUUUAAAGGGCAGAGGAGGACCAUGUUUAUCCAAACAGAACCGACUCCUAAUCCUUCAUCCCUUAUGUUCUAUCCUGGAAGGCCAGUCAUGGAAGUUGGGAGUGCAGACUUCCCAAAUGCUCGUUCAGCCAUGAAUUCUCCACUUGCAAAUUCACUGUAUGGGAUUGAUGGAAUUUCUCGAGUGUUUUUUGGAUCAGAUUUUAUAACUAUAACAAAAUCAGAAGAUAAUUCAUGGGAUCUUCUGAAACCUGAAAUUUUUGCUGCAAUUAUGGACUUUUAUUCUACUGGGAAACCACUUUUUCUGGACUCUAGUACCGCUGCUUCAAUGGACACUGCUAUCCACGAAGAUGAUUCAGAAACAGUUGCAAUGAUUAAAGAACUAUUGGAGACUCGCAUUCGACCUGCAGUACAAGAUGAUGGUGGAGAUAUUGAGUACCGUGGAUUUGAUCUUGAUACUGGAGUAGUCAAACUCAGAAUGCAAGGAGCAUGUAGUGGCUGUCCAAGCUCAUCUGUUACCCUGAAAUCUGGCAUUGAGAACAUGUUGAUGCACUACGUACCAGAGGUCAAAGGUGUGGAGCAGGAACUUGAUGAUGAAGAUGAAGAGGCAACCCUACCUGCUUAGAUGAAGGUGCUGAAUAAUCUCUCCCCCAGUUUUAUGAUCCAUUCUCCAGAUAGAACAACCUUAAUUUACCAGAAAGAAGCGCCUCCUUGUAUUUACUGUUGCUUACAAUGUCAUCUGAAUCAGCCAAUUCCAACUCUCAAGCAUACCUGUAAAGAUAAUACUUAUUUCAGUCCUCUGUUGUAUUUUUUUUUUUGGCUAAGACAAGGAGAACUAGUCAUUCUGACUUUGAUAUGAGUUAUUUGUUUUUGACGGGGACCUGAUAUGUGUGCUGUGGGGAUGAGAUAGAUACAUGUAUAUAUAGGGUGUGAGCUUCCAGUCGGUCCGGUGCUCAAACCU
Messenger RNA from Diospyros lotus (date-plum), 1258 nucleotides. Its product is annotated as nifU-like protein 4, mitochondrial. The transcript is spliced from 6 exons. Gene Ontology annotation, biological process: iron-sulfur cluster assembly. Gene Ontology annotation, cellular component: mitochondrion. The coding region runs from base 77 to 922 and encodes 281 amino acids. The record is from RefSeq and is a predicted model, not a curated record. NCBI's taxonomy places the organism in Eukaryota, Viridiplantae, Streptophyta, Magnoliopsida, Ericales, Ebenaceae. Gene Ontology annotation, molecular function: iron-sulfur cluster binding; iron ion binding.